Messenger RNA from Echinostoma caproni, 390 nucleotides. The record is from the annotation of a GenBank genome assembly. NCBI's taxonomy places the organism in Eukaryota, Metazoa, Platyhelminthes, Trematoda, Plagiorchiida, Echinostomatidae.
AUGCUGUUAUGUGAACAAAUAACUCUCCUCGUUCCGGCACUGUCUUGUGGAUUUAUAACAAUUGGUGCUGCCAGUAGGAUCAAGUUUCCACGACCUGCAGCUUUUGAGGAUUGUAAGGUGAAGACUCUCCUGGAGGAGUUCGAGAAAUUCACCGAUUUGGUGGGGAUACGGACGGACCGGGGUAAGUUGACAGCCUUCCGAGCGCUUCCCAAGAACCGUGCACUUACGAUUUUGAAGGUUGCUCGAAGAAUUCCGGAGAAGAUUGAUUCGGUCGCUGCGAAGGAUACCCUAGUCUCGAACCUCGACAUCUCGGCCGACCAUCAGGAGGCGUUUCGUUUUUUCAGGACAACGCAACCACGAGUUGACGUGGACCCCUAUAGCAUGUCAUGA